ACUGCGAUAUGAACACAAUGGGCGGUGGAUGGACGGCCAUUCAGAAACGCGUAGACGGAUCCGUGACCUUUGACAGGAACUGGGCGGAUUAUAAGAAUGGAUUUGGUUCACCAGAACAGAACGUUUGGAUUGGAAAUGACGUAAUCCAUAAAUUAACAAAAGACAACCCAUCAUCCCUUUAUGUGUCCAUCACUCUCCAGAAUGGUACAACGCUGUAUGAAAUCUACAACCGAUUCUCUGUCUCUGACGAAGCAGGAAAAUAUCAACUCUUUCUUGCAGGACCUGUCAAUGGAAUUUUAGGGGACAGUAUGUUAAAUACAGGUGACUCUAUGUUAGACACUGGUUACCCUAAUAACUACGAUCUGUCUGGGAUGUCCUUCUCCACCCCAGACAGGGAUAAUGACAGGUGGGGUGGUGUUAACUGUGCUGCUCGCAGUGACCGUAGAGGAGGCUGGUGGUUUAAUAUCUGUCACCUCGCCUUCCUUAACGGUCAAUGGUCCCCGGCGUCCUGGUCCUACCCAUGGUAUCCCACAGUACAGAGUGGUACGUUAGUGAAGGAGACCACCAUGAUGGUCAGACGUCACUAG
Molecule: messenger RNA, 587 nt
Organism: Saccostrea cuccullata (small rock oyster)
Lineage: Eukaryota; Metazoa; Mollusca; Bivalvia; Ostreida; Ostreidae
Product: fibroleukin-like
Exons: 5
Coding region: 9-587 (192 amino acids)
Source: RefSeq, a predicted model, not a curated record